Molecule: messenger RNA, 774 nt
Organism: Toxotes jaculatrix (banded archerfish)
Lineage: Eukaryota; Metazoa; Chordata; Actinopteri; Toxotidae
Product: leukocyte cell-derived chemotaxin-2-like
Exons: 5
Coding region: 1-774 (257 amino acids)
Source: RefSeq, a predicted model, not a curated record
AUGGCUCUGUCUGUCUAUAUGGACGAGUAUCACAGUUCUCAACAAGUGUGCCCAGACGAUGUCCUGUUAAGCUGGGCUUCAGAACAUGAGAAGAGGAAAGGUGAAGCAUUUCAAAACCUCAACAAGCUCGCCAACAGCAACAUCAAGGUAAACAGAAACUACUCAAUAACACAUGACGGUAGAUCUCAGGCUGGGAGUCCAAGACAGAAGGUCAAGAAGACAGGAAGUAAGAGAAUUUCCAUGGCACCAAGAAGUGACAUCAGCUGCACCAGACUGGGAGGCAUCUGCCAACCACACCGAUACGUCUGCCAAGGCCGCUACCUAAAAGACAAGUGUUCAGGGGCCAAAAUGCGGCAGUGUUGUAUGCCAGUUGGAGCCUGGAGUGUAUUUUGCAAUGGUCACCACAACAACAGAGUGAGGGCAUGUGAUGUGCACGGCUGUGGCGCUUUCAACUCCAAAAGAGGUAAUGGCCUCCAUAAAGCAGUGGACCUGGUGUGUGAUGACUAUGGGAUUGUCAACGCUCCAUUUUCAGGAACUCUGGCGGGUCCAGUGAGUCAGAAAGACCCAGCAGGGAAUCAUUAUGAUGGGGUCAAACUUCUCAGUGAUGUGCACUGUGUGAAGAUCUUCAACAUCCGUCCUUAUCGUUACAUCGGCCCUGUGGCUCGGGGAGAAGCCAUGGGUUAUCUGUUGCCGCUGCAGGAACGCUUCUCUGGCAUCACCUCACACUUGGAGCUGCAAAUGUGUGAUGGCACUGAUCCUUCACCUUUUAUAUAA